Molecule: messenger RNA, 1035 nt
Organism: Penicillium cinerascens
Lineage: Eukaryota; Fungi; Ascomycota; Eurotiomycetes; Eurotiales; Aspergillaceae
Product: putative aldo-keto reductase (AKR13)
Exons: 4
Coding region: 1-1035 (344 amino acids)
Cellular component (GO): cytoplasm
Source: RefSeq, a predicted model, not a curated record
AUGGCCUCCAGAUUCACUAACCCUCGCCGUUUGGGCAAGCACGGUCCUUUGGUCCCAGCCAUGGGCUUUGGUCUGAUGAUCAUGACCUCUACCAGCUACGGAACUUUGCCUGAGGAUGACCAGCGUUUCGCCCUCCUUGAUCGUGCGGUUGAACUAGGAGCAACCUUUUGGGACACUUCUGAUAUGUAUGGUGACAACGAGGAGCUGUUGGCUCAAUGGUUUAAGAAGACUGGAAAGCGUGAUCAGAUCUUUCUCGCAUCCAAAUUCGGAUAUGUCACUCACGGAGGGACCCUGGAGAUAAACAGCUCCGCCGAGUACACCAAGAAAGCUUGCCACUCAACGCUGAAGAAAAUGGGAACCGACUACAUUGAUCUAUACUACGUGCACAAUGUGGACGAGGUUACACCUAUUGAAGAGACCAUGUGCGCUCUUGUGGAACUGCAAAACGAGGGAAAGAUCAAACAUAUCGGUUUGUCGAUGGUCUCCUCUAAAGCGCUUCGUCGCGCAGUCAAGAUUGGAGUCGUCGCCGCAUACCAACCCGCGUACUCCCUCUUCGAACGUGGGAUCGAGGGUCCCGAGGGAACCGAUGCUCUGGCUACCUGCCGUGAGCUCGGGAUUGCAAUCGUAUGCGCGACGCCUCUGGGUAGAGGGAUCCUCACCUCCACUUUCAGCGAAGGCAAUGCCGUCGGAGAUAACACUGAUAUACGACGACUGAGGAUGCCUCAAUUCCAGGAUGGGGCGCGGGAGCACAAUGCCAAAUUGGCUGGCGAAAUCAAAGUCAUUGCCGAUAAGAAAGGCUGCAGCUUGUCUCAGCUGGCACUCGCUUGGCUCCUGAAGCAGGGCGAUGAUAUAUUUCCUAUCCCUGGUACCAAACGUAUCGAGUAUCUUGAAGACAAUAUGGGUGCGCUCAAUGUUAGUCUCACGGACCGAGAGGAGGCGGAGAUCAGGGCUAUUGUUGAUAAAACUCCUGUUGUUGGUGGGCCUGUUCCUGAUGCUUUCAAGAACAUGAUUUAUCGUGAUACCAAGGAGGAAUAA